This is a messenger RNA of Chelonia mydas (Green sea turtle), 4509 nucleotides long. RefSeq names its product C1q and TNF related 8 (gene C1QTNF8). Gene Ontology annotation, molecular function: protein binding. The record is from RefSeq and is a predicted model, not a curated record. NCBI's taxonomy places the organism in Eukaryota, Metazoa, Chordata, Testudines, Cheloniidae. The transcript is spliced from 3 exons. Bases 311 to 1084 code for a protein of 257 amino acids.
AGACUUCCUCCAAAUGCCGAGAAGGCAACAGCAAAACAAGAAAGCAGGAGCCCAAUCCAGCACAAUUGGAUGAAAACAAGUAGCAAAGAAAAAUCACUUGCAAACUGUCUGCGCUGUAGCUGCUGAGUUUCAUAAGAAGUUGGACUGACACUCACUGUUUCCUUUGGACACCGGCAAGGAAGUUGCAGCAACAGAAGCCACCAGACCAACAGCUGAAUGAACAGGGGCUUUCAUAUUAUGAAGCUCACUAGGCAACAACAAGGAAAUUAAGGAGAAGGGGAUUUUGAGUCACAAGCUGGCUCAGCUGAAGAUGAGUGCUGUGCUUCUGAUGCUCUUGGUAUCCACUGUGAAUGCUGGCACCCUACGAGAAAAGGGCUCGCUGAGACGGGAAGCCCGGCGGCUUUCAUGCGUGCGAUGUUGUGGGCCUUCAGAAGAGCCAGUCUCCUUCGCCUCAUCACGAUCCACUAGGAUGAGCAAUGACCCCGCCUAUUCAGUGCCCAAAGUCCAGCCCACAAUAGAUAUCACCAUCCUGAAAGGUGAAAAAGGUGACCUGGGAGAGAAAGGGAUCACCGGAGGGGCUGGAAAGGAUGGAGAACAAGGGCUACGUGGUUAUAAUGGACGGAAAGGUCAGAAAGGCCAGGUUGGUCCACCAGGCAAUUCCUGCAAGCUGCAUUAUGCUGCCUUUUCAGUGGGCCGGAGAAAACCUCUCCAUAGCUCUGAUUAUUUCCAGCAUGUCACUUUUGAUACGGAGUUUGUGAAUCUCUACAAACACUUCAGCAUGUUCACAGGGAAAUUCUUCUGCUAUGUGCCAGGGAUCUACUUCUUAAACCUUAAUGUCCACACCUGGAACUUCAAAGAGACCUACCUGCACUUAAUGAAGAACAAUAAGGAAGUGGCCAUCCUCUAUGCCCAGCCCAGUGAUCGGAGCAUCAUGCAGAGCCAGAGUCUCAUGCUUGAGCUGCAGGAAGGAGAUGAGGUCUGGGUGAGAAUGUUUAAACGAGAGAGGGAAAAUGGCAUCUAUAGUGAGGAGUCUGAUAUUUACAUCACCUUCAAUGGCCAUUUAAUAAAACCAGCCAUAGAGUAGCCAAAUUUGCAUCUUUGGGCUCAGUGCUUUAGUAGAGCUCCUUGGGUAGAUUACUAACUCCCCUCUUUAAAAGCGCACAUGUCUAUGUCAACAUGGAAAUAAAUAUGCACUAAAUAUUUUCAUGGUCUGAUUGUGGCUAGCAGCCAGCUGAUCUGCUUUUUGGCUUGCUAAUCCUCCCAGUCAAUUAGAGAUAUUUCUCAUGCAACAAUCUUAAUGUGAAGAGCACAGGUGUGAGCAUGCGUGGGAGGGGAAUGGGCACUGCUAGCUAAACGAACAGAAGUUACAUGGCAGUGCCCACUUGAUGAAUACGUAGAAGGCCUGAGCUCUUUCUGACCCAUGGGAUGCUGUGCUUAUUGUUAGCUAGAUGAUAAAACAGAAGGACACUGUUCUGAAGUCUUUCCUAGGCCCCUUGCAACAUCUCUGCUAAACAGCUUGCCAAAAUCAUUCAGUACAUUACUUCAGUUACAAAAAUGUUUUAACCUAUCAGAUCUGUUUUAGUGGAGUGGCUUAAUCAUUUUUGUACUCUGUAAUUAUCUGAAGAUCACCUUUCAAUCCCCAGCUGUCAUAUUAGACAAGCUAGUUAACGAUUACAAUGAAAGUAAAGUGUUUGCAGGUUGCUUUGCUUACAAAGGAUGUCUUUUUUCAGAGUAACAGCCGUGUUAGUCUGUAUUCGUAAAAAGAAAAGGAGUACUUGUGGCACCUUAGAGACUAACCAGUUUAUUUGAGCAUGAGCUUUCGUGAGCUACAGCUCACUUCAUCGGAUGCAUAGCAUAUCGUGGAAACUGCAGAAGACAUUAUAUACACACAGAGACCAUGAAACAAAACUUCCUCCCACCCCACUCCCCCGCUGGCAACAGCUUAUCUAAAGUGAUCAUCAAGUAGAGCCAUUUCCAGCACAAAUCCCAGCCCAUCCCUCUUUGAAACCUCUCUUUAUAAUGCGCAUGAUAAUCAAGGUGGCUCAUUUCCAGCACUAAUCCAGGUUUUCUCACCCCCCCCCCCAACCCCACACACCCCCCUCCAAAAACCACACACACAAACUCACUCUCCUGCUGGCAAUAACUUAUCUUACAAUGUGCACAGCAAUAAUCCAAGUUUAACCAGAAUGUCUUGGGGGGGGUUUUGUAGGAAAAAAACAAGGGGAGAUAGGCUACCUUGCAUAAUGACUUAGCCACUCCCAGGAUGACAAAGACAAAGGAUGUCUUUGUAGUUUACGAUUGCCGUCUGCAGUUCCUGUCCUCCAGUUCCAUUCUAGAACCAUACCUUGCACUCCCCUGAAAUCACUGUCACCAAAAAUGACCAUUUCCUAGAUAAAGCUCAGAACCGGUGCUCCAUCUUCCUCCUCAUUGACCUGUCAGCUGCCCUUGACAUAAUCAGCCAGGCUCUUCCUCUUGAAAUCUUGUCCUCUCUUGGCUUCUGUGACUCAGUCUUCUCCUGGGUCUCCUCCAGCUUCUAAUCACUCCUUCAGCAUGUCCUUCAAAAAUCUUCCUCAUCUCCCCCUCUCAGUUUCUCUGGGGGUCCUACAGGGCUCUGUCCUUGGUCCCCUUCUCUUUUCCCUCUACGCCUUGUCUCUGGGUCAUCUCAUCCACAAACACAAAUUCAGUUACCAUCACUGUGUGGACGACGAGGAGAUCAACCUCUAUUCCAGACCUGCCUGCUUCUGUCCAAAUGAAAAUCUUGGCCUGUCUCUCUGACAUCUCAUGGACGUCUAACUGUCAGCUCAAGCUCAAAGUGGCUACAACCAAGCUCGUAGUCUUCCUCCCUGCACUCCGAGCUGUCCCGGGAAGCCCUCCCCGCUACCUCCUUUCUAGAUCAUUGUGGACAACGCCACCAUCCUUCCUGUCACUUGGGCCUGUAACCUGGACAUCAUCUCUGGCUCAGAUCUCUCUCGAGCUUCACCUCCAGGCUCUACCUAAACCUUGCGGAUUCUACGUAACAGCUCUAAGAUCCAGCCUUUCCUACCCAUCCACACCCCUAAAACUCUCAUCCAGGCUCUUGUUCUCUGGCAUCUUGAGUCCUGCAACAUCUGUCUCUUAGCAAUGCUCAUAUGCAUUCAGAAUGCUGCUGCAAGGAUCAUUUUCCCAGUUUGUUGCUCUGACCGUGUUGCUCCUCUCUUGGCAUCUCUCUACUGGCUCCUGCUUCUCUAUCACAUCAAAUAUAAGCUACUUGUCUUCACUUUCAAGUCCCUUCAUGGACUAGCACCCUAUCUAUCAUCUGCCAUUCAGUGUCAGGAUGUUGACUCCUCUCUCCCAACUGCCCACGAUGCCCAUCACCACCCACGUGUUGCAUUUUGAAACAAGCAUCUUCCUUCUCUUUCCUGUGCUGCCCCUCACAUUUGGCGGGAACUCUCCGUAAACAUCCAACACCAAACAUUUUCCUUCUUCAAAACUCUCCUUUUGCACGAUACCUACCAAGACCAUGGCAAUGAUUAGGCUACUGGGGUGUUGAGACCCCAGCCUAUCAUGCUGACCAACAUAGUCUCAUCGGAGUCCGCUAUCUCUCUGUUUUCAUCUGUUGUCUCUUGCCUUGCGCUUAGAUGGCAAGCUGUUUGGCACACGGACCAUCUUUUUGUUCUGUGUUUGUACCGCACCUAGCACAACGGGGUCCUGGCCCAUGUUUGGGGCUUUAAGACACUACAGUAAUACAAAUAAUAAAUGAUAAUAAUACAUUUUCUAAUAAAAAGAAAGGGCCAUAUUCUCCUCUCAGUUAUUCCAGUCCAGCCCCACUGGUUUGGGUCGGGUUGCAGCAGGAUUACAGAGCGUUAGUUGGCCCAGUGCACUUACCUUAAAACGAUGCUGACUUUCUUUGCUAUAAUUCAUGAUUUUGUCCUUUUUCCUAGAAUGUAAUAUUGCAAUGACCUAAACAUAACACGCCAAUCCAGCAUAGCGCUUAAGAAGGUACAUAACUUUUAUCAUGUGUGUAGCUCCAUUGGGAUGGGUAUGCUGGAGCAGGACUGAUAAGGAUAUCGAAGAGCAUUACACUGUGUCACCUUUCCCGUUUUAAUGGCAACCAUCGUAAGGAGAGGCUGAUUGUCAGAGUUACUGAGUACCUACCACUCCAGCUGAAGCCAGUGGCAACUGCCAGGGAUCAACAAUGAAAAUUAGUUUACUAUAAUUUCUAGGCAGUCGAGAAAUGAUUGUAUUGUGCAAAAACCUCCUUUCUGCAGGCUGCAGUGUUAGUUUCUUAAUAUUCACUGCACACAACAGUGAAAUGCUAUGUGCUAGAACCAGAAAACAGACCAAAUAUAUAUAUUUGUUAGUCCCUGUCCCCAUACACACACCCCUUGUGGGAUGUUUGCAUGGAGGAUGCAUUACAUUAUAUUGUACUGGAUGUCUUGCUCGGCUAAUUGUUGCUUGUUGCUGCACAUCUCUUGUUACCAAUCAUUUAACCUGAGAAUUAACUGUAAUAAAGAUAGUGUUCUGAACCCA